Messenger RNA from Asterias rubens (European starfish), 2146 nucleotides. RefSeq names its product intraflagellar transport protein 52 homolog. The record is from RefSeq and is a predicted model, not a curated record. The transcript is spliced from 14 exons. The coding region runs from base 24 to 1412 and encodes 462 amino acids. Gene Ontology annotation, cellular component: intraciliary transport particle B; centriole; cilium. Lineage: Eukaryota; Metazoa; Echinodermata; Asteroidea; Forcipulatida; Asteriidae. Gene Ontology annotation, biological process: cilium assembly; intraciliary transport.
GUUUCAUAGAAGCAAAAUUCAUCAUGGCGCCGAUAUCGCAGGAUAUGGAAGACAAAAGUCAACGGACAACAAUUGCGUUUGACGUAUCAAAAAGAGAACUCUUCACACCGCAGAAUGGCUUCAAGAGUCUACAUAAAAAGCUACGUAGCAAUUGGAAGAUCACCAGUCAAAAGGAUGAGAUUACUGAAGAGAAGCUUGCUAAUGUUAAGGUGUUCGUCUUGGCGGGACCCCGAGAGAAAUUCACUGCCCCAGAGUUUGAAGUCAUCAAGAAGUUUGUUGACGGAGGAGGAAGCGUUCUUGUCAUGAUGGGGGAAGGUGGAGAGAGUAAAUUCGACACAAAUAUUAACUUCUUAUUGGAGGAGUACGGCAUUAUGGUCAACAAUGAUAGUGUAGUCAGGACAUCCUACUACAAAUAUUUUCAUCCGAAGGAAGCACUGGUGGCGAACGGAGUCUUAAACAGGGCAAUCAGUGUAUCAGCAGGAAAGAUCGUUCAGAGCAUCGGUGAAGAUGAGGCUGGAAACGACACAAAGAAAGACGCAGCUCAGUCAGGCGCUCCUGCGUCUGAAAUAAAUGACGAAAAAGGCUCAAACUAUAGGGAAGCCUUAACGUACCUGUUCCCGUUUGGAGCGACGUUAAACGUGGCCAAACCAGCGACGGCCAUUUUAUCAACGGGAACGGUGUCUUUCCCACUCAACAGACCCAUAUGUGCAUUGCACUCAUCGAAGUAUUCAAAAGGUAAACUUGCAGUGCUUGGCUCAGUCCAUAUGUUCAGUGAUCAAUAUCUCGACAAGGAAGAAAAUGCAAAGAUCAUGGAUGUACUCUUCCAGUGGCUCACCACAGAGAAUGUUGUACUCAAUGCCAUAGAUGCAGAGGAUCCCGAGAUAUCUGAUUACAACAUGCUGCCUGACACAGCGAAACUAGCGGACAAUCUAAGAUGUUGCUUACAAGAGCACGACGACACACCGCGUGACUUCAACUCGUUGUUUAGUAGUAAACUCUACACUCUGGAUACCACAACGGUGCCCAAAGUUAUCAGGUCCUUUGAGCAUCUUGGAGUCAAGCAUGAACAGCUUGCUUUGAUCCAACCACAGUUUGAGACGCCCCUUCCUUCACUUCAACCAGCGGUCUUUCCUCCAGCGUUCAGGGAGCUCCCGGCACCAGCCCUCGAUCUGUUUGACCUCGAUGAAUCAUUCUCAUCAGAAAAAGUCCGACUCGCACAAAUCACAAACAAAUGCACGGAUGACGAUUUGGAAUAUUACGUUCGAGAGUGCGGAGAAAUCCUUGGAGUGAGUAACAAGUUGCCGGCCGACUCACGAGAUGCUAAACAUAUCCUGGAACAUAUCUUCGCUCAGGUGGUUGAAUUCAAGAAACUCAAUCAGGAGGGUGAUGUUGGUGAUGAAGGCAUUUACUGAGAAGCUACAACAAGAGCGCAUGAAACAGAAGUUGGGGAAAAUCCAUGAGCUGGCAGAUCCGUUCAACUAACGUGGGGUUCCGUUGAAAAAUAUUAAUUGUGAAAUUGUUUUGUUUUGCUUUAAAAACAAUAUCAGUGUUAUCCAAGACUAGACAAACUUUCAAACUUAUACGACCCAUUAUAUGUAUAUACAUGUUAUCAAAAGAGGGACAUGUCACUCAUUAAACACCUUUGCUUUUGGAUAAACAAAAGGCAACACAAACCAGCAAGAAACAUUCUUUAUGCUGAGACUUUUUUUAAACAAAGUUUUGGCAAUUUGUUUGUCAACCUAAUGUAAAUAUAUUUGUAAAUCUCAAUUGUAUAACUGAACUGUUAAUAGAAGAGAUAGGCUGUGUACAUAUACAUAUGGUAUAGAUGUGUGUGAACCGUUUGAACUAAGUUUUCUUUCCUUGUGAAUUUGGAACAUUGUCUCCUUAAAGAGGACCAGCUGAAGAGUCAACAAGCCUCGAAAUAACCCACUGCACCACAGCUGCCCUCACAGCAAUUGCCGUGGUGACCUGUGUUAUUGUUGUGGGGCCCUGAGCUUUUGCCGUGGUGCCCUGAGCUUUUGCCCUGGUGCCCUGUGCUAUUGCCAUGGUGCCCUAAGCUUUUGCCAUGGUGACCUGUGCUUUUGCCGUGGUGCCCUGUGUUAUUGCCAUGGUGCCCUGAGCUUUUGCCGUGGUGCCCUGUGCUUUU